Globicephala melas (long-finned pilot whale) is the source of this 3300-nucleotide messenger RNA. RefSeq names its product transmembrane protein 87B (gene TMEM87B). Gene Ontology annotation, biological process: retrograde transport, endosome to Golgi. NCBI's taxonomy places the organism in Eukaryota, Metazoa, Chordata, Mammalia, Artiodactyla, Delphinidae. Gene Ontology annotation, cellular component: membrane; Golgi apparatus. The record is from RefSeq and is a predicted model, not a curated record.
GGCCCCACCUCUAGCUCCACGCCCCGGCCGGCCCUGAGCCCCGCCCCCAUGCCCCAGCCACACUUCCCGGACCCGAACCCGCCCGGGGCGGAGCUGCACCUGGUGCGGGCCUGGGGCGUGGCGGGCGCCACGGAGCGCCAGGUGCGGCUUCCGCGUCAAGAUGGCCGCCACCAGCUGGGCCGGGGUCUGGUUCUCAUCCUGCGGCCGCCUUCCCGCCAGGCGCCCGCUGCUGCGAGUUGCCCUCUGCCUCCUGUGCUGGGGCCCGGCGGCUGUGGGCGCCGUCCCCGAGCUCGGGCUCUGGGCAGCGACGAUCAAUGACAAAUCAGGACCUUUGAUAUUUAGGAAAACUAUGUUUAACUCUACUGAGAUCAAGUUUUCUGUUAAGUCAUUCAGCUGCCCUGGGCCUGUGAAGUUUACCAUAGUGUGGCUUUUGGAACAUCAUCCCUGUCACAAUCAAUAUUCUGAGCUGGAAGAGCUGUCACAAAAACAUGAACUUAGUGUCAGUGAAGACUUUUGUGGUCAUUAUUUCAACAGCAGCGAAUGUUGGACAACAAAAAAUGAAAACUUAGAUUGCAACCGUAAUUCUCAGGCGUUUCCCUUAUUGAAUAAUAAAGAACUAAGAACAAAUACCGGAAGUGUUACAAACCAGGAAGGGUCAGCGGAUGUUGUAGCCAAAACACAGAGAGAUGGGUUUCAUAUCUUUAUUGUUUCUAUUAAAACAGAAAAAACAGAUGCAAGCUGGAAUUUGAAUGUUUCUCUUUCUAUGAUGGGGCCUCAUGGAUAUAUCUCUGCAUCAGAUUGGCCUCUGAUGAUUUUCUACAUGGUGAUGUGUAUCGUUUAUAUCUUAUAUGGCAUACUCUGGCUGAUGUGGUCUGCCUGCUAUUGGAAAGAUAUACUAAGAAUCCAGUUCUGGAUUGCAGCUGUUAUUUUCCUGGGAAUGCUUGAAAAAGCAGUUUUUUAUGCUGAAUACCAAAACAUCAACAGCACUGGGUUAUCAACCCAGAGUUUACUGAUCUUUGCGGAGUUGAUAUCUGCAAUUAAGAGGACGCUGGCUCGCCUCCUGGUGAUCAUUGUGAGCUUGGGAUACGGCAUUGUGAAGCCUCGUCUAGGAACAGUCAUGCACCGGGUCAUCGGACUGGGGAUCCUUUACUUUAUCUUUGCAGCUGCUGAAGGCGUGAUAAGAGUCAUUGGGGGUUCUAACCAUUUAGCUGUUGUAUUUGGUGACAUUAUUUUAGCCGUUAUUGACUCCAUUUUUGUAUGGUUCAUUUUUAUAAGUUUGGCACAAACUAUGAAAACUCUAAGGCUAAGAAAGAACACAGUGAAAUUUUCUUUGUACAGGCACUUCACAAAUACCCUGAUCUUUGCCAUAAUGGCAUCUGUAGUGUUUAUGGUGUGGACAACUAAGACAUUUAGAAUUGCAAAAUGUCAAUCAGAUUGGAUGGAACGCUGGAUUGAUGAUGCGUUUUGGAGCUUCCUUUUUUCCCUUAUCCUUGUUGUAAUAAUGUUUUUGUGGAGACCAUCAGCAAACAAUCAGAGAUAUGCCUUCAUGCCCUUAAUAGAUGAUUCUGAUGAUGAAAUUGAAGAAUUCAUGGUAACAUCUGAAAAUUUAACUGAAGGAAUAAAAUUAAGAGUCUCAAAAAUGGUUUCCAAUGGAACAGCUAAACCUGCUACUUCUGAUAAUUUUGAUGAAGAUUUGAAGUGGGUGGAGGAAAACAUUCCCUCUUCAUUCACAGAUGUAGUUCUUCCAGUAUUAGUGGAUUCAGAUGAGGUAAAAUAUAUUUUUGCUUAUGUCUUGGAGCUGUUAUUUCACAAGGUAGAAAUGUAUUUCAAAAGAAGCUCUGAAAGUUACUUUUGAAAAUGAUUACAAAUUGAGCGGAUUGAAAGACUGCGUUGAGUUGCGGGUAAAGUUUUAAGGAACUGGAUCCUCAUUUAAAACAGGAGCAAGAUAAAUACUUAUUGGUGUGAAAGGAGGGAAGAAUCCUUCUAUGAGGUUUUGAGUCUAUGAUUUUCUAACAUCUUAAGAUGUAAGAGUUUAGAAGACUUCAAGGUGGCGGUUUGUCUAAAUCAAUCUCUUAUGUUUGUAGAUAUUUUCCUGGGGUAUUAAAUAAAGUUUCUAACUGAGUUACAUUUACUAGGUAGGAAAUGUGAAUAGAUGAUGUGGAUUUAGGAAGGUUUUUGGGGGGAAAAAAUUAGUUAUAGAUCAUCUGGACACUGCAGGGUGGCCCAGGACAGGAAGACGUCUGAAGUGCAAGGAUUAAAGGAUGGACGUGGGGACCACCAGUUUAUCCAGAGGAAGAGGAGCGGGAAGUGAGUGGUAGCUAAGGAGUAAUUUACGUGGUGGCUGUAGAAUAUGAGAGAAGCUACAGCUCUGUUCAUUGAAAGGUCAGGGAGAAGACUGGCAUCAGCGCGGGGAUUUGGCCACAGUGGGAUGGGAAGUUUUGAGGAGGCUGUCGUGUAUACGCACCUUGCUACAAAACCAUUGAACUCCAGGAUUUGUAACUCUAUGGAAAGAUAUACCCUGGAAUUACUUUUAAAAGGGCAUUUGUAGUAUUCAUUUGAUAAAUAAUUGAUUUGUAAUUUCAAAAAUACCUAAAGUAGUAGAGUCAGGCAAAUCCCUAGAUGAGCUCUAUGCCUAAGAAAUCCAUUUUAGCUCUGUCCCUGCCUCACACUGGUGAUUCUGAAUUAGAAAUGUUACAGUUUUCUGAGCUUAACAGAUAAUUGAUUACACUCCAUUACUGGAAGUCUGGAUUAUAUGGUUUUCAUUUUCCAUAUCUAAUAUUUCUGUGUGUAUCGUGGCAUGUACCCCACAAAAUCCUGACUACUUCGUAGAGACGCUAUAGAGAAUUCUGUUAGGACCUGGAAGGAGCAUCAACAUUUUGAUGAAUAACUUCCCUUUUUUUUUUAAGGAAAUUAUGACCAGAUCUGAAAUGGCAGAAAAAAUGUUCUCUUCAGAAAAAAUAAUGUGAUUGGAACCCACAUAAAUGAAGCUUACAUAACAGUGAAGGACUUCCUCAAGACUAAAAGAGAACUCUGUUUUGAUACAGUACAAUAAGUUUUUAUUGCAUGAUCUUGGCAAUCUAUGUACUAAAACUAAGAAUUCAGAUGGUGGGAGGGUUCUGCAACCCUUAUUAAGCUGACUCUUGAAUGCCAGUUUAAUGUCCAUUAAAUUGCCUAGACUUGGCAAUGACCUGAGAGAAGUAUUAUAAUAAAGAUAGGUGCCCAAAUGCCCUUAGCUGAUGGGUGGCAGGCGUGUGGGUUUGGGUUCUCUUUUUUUUUUCCUGGGAAAUAUGACAAUUUAAA